Messenger RNA from Parasteatoda tepidariorum (common house spider), 5568 nucleotides. The record is from RefSeq and is a predicted model, not a curated record. NCBI's taxonomy places the organism in Eukaryota, Metazoa, Arthropoda, Arachnida, Araneae, Theridiidae.
AAGUUCAGUUAGAGUUUAACAUCAUUAUGCAAUUUAUAAUUUGAAAGACUGAAUAUUUCGUUCUUAGAUAGUAGAAAAUUUGGGAUAUUAACGAACAGAGAAUGAGAAAACAGUUUAUAUUUAUUAAAAGAUUUAACAUUUGAUUAAACUAUGAUUCGUAUAUUCAGUUUGAGUAAGAAGCCAAUGUUAUUCCCUCCUCCUCCUCUGGAAGAUAUUGAUCUGGGGGUGAGAGUUGAAUUUUAUGUGAACGAGAAUAAUGUCAAAGAAAGAUUGCAGCUAUAUUUCUUUAAAAAUCAAAGUUCAAGUCUAAGAGUGAGAAUUUUUACAUUAGUUAUCAAAUUACUUCUAUGCUUACUGUAUGUGAUAAGAGUUAUUUUUGAUCGAGGCCCAAACCAUGCAGCGUGUUAUGGUUGCUUUCCUCAAAAUAUUACUAUGUAUCUGACACCAGAUGUUAAUUUUAAUGAAAAUGGACCAACCUCUCAUCAUAUUAAUUGGAAUGCAGUUCUAUGGGUAGACCGUCCUUUGACACUAUGGAUUAUCCAAAUGGUGCUAUCGAUCGUAUGUCUUACAGAAGCCUUACUUCUAGUUUACUUAGGUUAUAAGGGCAAUAUAUGGCACCAACUUCUAUCAUUCAAUUUCAUCUUAGAAAUAGUCAACAAUGUACCUUUUGUAGCCACAAUUUUCUGGUCACCUCUUCGAAACCUUUUUAUCCCGAGUUUUCUCAAUUGUUGGCUUGCCAAAUUUGCUUUAGAGCAUAUGUUUCAUGAUCUUCAUCGUGCCAUGCAGCGUUCUCAGUCAGCAUUAUCACAUCGUCUCAUGAUACUUUCAGCCACUCUGCUUUGCCUCAUUUUCACCAGUGUGUGUGGCUUCCAACAUUUCCAGAGAGCAGGAGCAGAGCAUGUCAAUCUUUUUGCGAGCUUGUAUUUUGUGGUCGUGACAUUCUCGACAGUGGGCUACGGCGACUACAAGCCUGACAACUGGCCAUCGCAGCUUUUCAUGGUGGUCAUGAUUUGCGUCGCCUUAAUUGUGCUUCCCACGCAGUUUGAACAGCUUGCGUACACUUGGAUGGAGAGACAGAAGUUAGGUUUCGCGUACAGCCGCCAUCGGGCACAGAAUGAAAGGCACGUAGUCGUCUGCAGUACGACGUUAAGGUCAGACACUGUAAUGGACUUCCUGAAUGAAUUUUAUGCACACCCUCUACUACAGGAUUAUUAUGUGGUGCUUUUAUCACCCUGUGAGCUGGAUGCAACUAUGAAAAUGAUCUUGCAAGUUCCAAUGUGGGCACAGAGAGUUAUUUACAUUCAAGGAUCAGCACUGAAAGACUUCGAUUUGGCAAGGGCAAGGAUGAAUGCAGCGGAAGCAUGCUUCAUACUUGCAGCCAGAAAUUAUGCAGAUCGCUCAGCAGCAGAUGAACAUACAAUUCUCAGGUCAUGGGCUGUGAGAGAUUUUGCGCCGAGUGUGCCUCAGUAUGUACAAAUUUUCCGUCCUGAAAACAAAGUGCAUGUUGCAUUUGCUGAACAUGUUGUUUGUGAAGAUGAGUUUAAAUAUGCUCUCUUAGCUAAUAAUUGCCUUUGUCCUGGAACUUCAACUUUAGUCACGCUUCUACUUCACACUUCUAGAGGACAGGAAGGUCAAGUUAAUUCUGAAGACUGGCAACGGCUGUACGGAAAGUGUUCUGGAAAUGAAAUCUAUCACAUCAGACUUGGCGACAGUCGUUUCUUUGGCGAGUAUGAAGGAAAGCCUUUCACUUUUGCAUCCUUUCAUUCUCACAGGAAGUAUGGUGUGGCUCUUGUUGGUGUGAAAACAGAAAUGAGUGGAACAUGGCCCGUUCUCUUGAAUCCUGGUCCAAAUUAUGUCCUAAAGCCUUCAGACAUCUGCUUUUACAUGAAUAUCACAAAAGAAGAGAAUAGCGCUUUUCUACCCGCAGAACAUGUUCUGAAAAGAGAAAGUCUAGUGGGACUGGCACCGGACCCGAACCCGGAUGCAAAUGCUGCCCAAGAAAAUGAAGCUGCCCUAAAAGCUGAACUGAAAGGGAAUGUUUUCCAAACUAGAAGAUUCGGCAGCCACCUUCAGGUACCCCUCUCUGAGUGCAUACCAGCAGCCAUAGGCAUCGGGGGUAUGAAAAAAAGCGGGAUCGUGCCUAUUGUCAACAGUUUUGCUCCACCGGGCAUCCACGUGACACACACUUCCUCUGAAGGCAUGGAAGAUGCCCUGGAAGCAGAACAAGAAAAAUAUUUAGACAUACCAUGGGUGACGCCAGCAGAGACCUGCGAGAUUGUUCGUGGUUUUCCUCCCGUCACACCAUACGUUGGGGUUAGCCCAACUUUCUGUUAUUUGCUCAAAGUUAAGAAAGAUCUAUGCUGCCUGCAAUUAUCACAGGUCUGUGAUCACUGCACGUUUCGCACAGCCAAGAACUACAACUGGCCAAAUCGCUGUAUUAUCCUUGCUGCUGACUAUGCCAGCAACGGAAUCUAUAACUUCAUUGUUCCACUCAGAGCUCAUUUUCACAGUCCGCAGACACUCAGACCCAUUGUUCUACUCCUAGAAAAGAAACCUCAUCCAGCGUUUCUCGAUGCCAUAUCCUGGUUUCCCUUAGUGUAUUGGAUGCAAGGAUCUAUUGAUGAUCUGGAUGACCUGUUACGUGCUGGAAUUACAUUGGCUGACAGCGUCGUCGUUGUAAAUAAAGAAUCUUCCAAUUCAGCCGAAGAAGACUACUUAGCUGAUUGCAACACCAUCGUAGCUGUGCAAACCAUGUUCAAAUUGUUUCCAAGUGUUCGUAUCAUCACAGAGCUGAGCCAGUCUUGUAACAUGAGAUUCAUGCAAUUCAGAGCGAGAGAUGCUUAUGCCUUGCAUCUUUCUAAAAUGGAAAAAAGAGAGAAGGAUAGGGGAUCUCAUAUAUCGUACAUGUUCCGUAUUCCUUUUGCGGCUGGGAGUGUCUUCAGUGCCAGCAUGCUAGAUACUUUGCUCUAUCAGGCUUUUGUGAAAGAUUAUAUGAUCACGUUCGUCCGAUUACUACUGGGUGUAGAUCAAGCUCCUGGCUCCGGAUUUUUAUCUUCUAUCCGAAUCACUAAAGAUGACCUUUGGAUCAAGACAUAUGGUCGAUUAUACCAAAAACUCUCUUCCACAACUUACGAAAUUCCUAUUGGAGUCUACAGGACUCAAAAAUCUACACUGGCAGAAACUACUUCAAUGUCACUCGAUCUGAUGGAUGACGAAGAUCAAAUCGCCAUUCGAACAGAUGUUGAAAGGCAAGAAAUUGGAAAUUUGGUGCGAAAUAGAAUGAAAGAUCUCUGUUUACCUACAGAAGACUACGACGAGUGUUCUGAGAAAAGAAACAGUUUAUCUUAUGUUAUGAUAAAUCCAAGCUGUGAUCUUCCAUUAGAAGAAGGCGAUGUUAUUUUCGUCAUUCGACCCAGUCCCAUCUGGAGUAAAAAAGUUUUCUUAACAAGAGGUUCCAUUCGAAUAAAAUCUCCCAACAAAAAGAAACGAGGCAGUAACAAGUCAACCCAAGAGGACAACCUUCCAGGUGCAGCCUCUGAAAACAGUGAUGGCAGCGAUGGCGACAAAGACGGAACUUUUGUCUGAUAAUAAGCCAAAUUGCCAUUCGAUGCUAUGUCAACAGGAUCCAAGCCGAUAGAACAACAAACCUGACUUAAAAGGCAAAAUUCCUUUCGUGGAAAAUGAAACAAAACGCUAACAAAGAGUUCCUUCAGGAAAAUAUUCCAUGAUAUUGUCGUAUAAUAUUGUAUAUGAACGCUGCUACAGCUGCUGUACCUCUAGGACCAAAAUGUUUCGAGAUCUGAUCAGACUUCCAAUUCGACACAGCUCAACUUUUAAAACAUAUUAUAUUGGAGAGAAACGAGAUAAGUAAUGCAAUGAAAGUAUUAUCACUUUUAUGAGUCUUAUCGUUUUUAUAUACAUUUGAUCACUGCACUCUUUUUCAAAACGUAAGAGUCCUUAUCACUUUAGCUGAGAUAAACUUAAAUAUUUCUUAAGGUAUGCAGAAUAAAAUUGACCUAAUUCAUAGGAAAAAUGGUACCUAAUUUAAUAAAAUUAAUUCAAACUAUUCCUUUCAACUUGAAGAAUUCAUCAAUUUUAGGGCCUCUUGAGAUAAAGUCUUAUUCCAUAAAUUCAAGCAUAGUUGCUUACAAUGAGGAUUUAUGGAAAUUAUUUUCUAACUUCAGUGAAACACGGAAAAAAAUUAAGAUGCAUGCAGAAAAUUUCGUAUCCAGCAACCACACUAACAAAUUCAUGACGGAUGGGAUAGGGGUGCUUUGUUCAACCAGUUCUAGAGCACUGCUAUGACUAUGUCCUGAAAUCAAACCAGCUGUUUAAUUUUUUAAUAAAUUUAGUCGCUCUCUGCAGAAAAUCUUCAUUUAAUUUAAAUGCAAACCUGAUAUGUUUUUUCUUAAAGGCAUUUUUUCCAUUAGUGCAAAAUAUGAAUCCGGCAGUUAAACGGUAAAAGAACGUAUUCCAUGAUUUGGAAUCAUUGUUGAAAGAUCUACUUGUAGGUAAGGAAUAUAAUAACAAGUAAGAACCAUGAUGAAAUUUAUGGUCGCAAAUAAAAUGCCCCAACAUGUUCAAAAAACCAGACACUUUAAUUUGUGAGAUAGGUUACAAAUAAUAAUUAUUUAUUACAUAUCAACGAGUUAACACGAUUUAGUUUAAAAUUAUGUACUGGUUGCAACGACCUUAUAAUCACAGUGAGGUUAAUGACGUAAUUAUUUGAAACGAUGAUGCAUUAACUGAUAAACCUAUAUGCGAAAGCAAUUUUGAAUAUGUCAUGUUGCACAUUUGCAUUGUGACCAUACAUUCCUAUAUGAUUCUUCCCUGGUAUCAUAUUUUUAAGCUACAUGUAGAUUUUUGAAGAAUUCUGAAGCACUAACAUAUGCACAAAAAAUGUUCUACUGCAUAUUCUAAAAGGAAAUAAGAAGCUAAUAUGAAAUAUCUAAAUAAUAUUCGUCAAAUAUUAGCAACUUUUUUUUAUUGUUAUAACACUAUUCUGACUUAUCGGAACAGAACUACGACCCUUAUAAUAAGAUGAAUUCUUCAGGAUGAAUUCUUCAGGGAAAUACUAUUUCAAAAACCCUAUACCUUUUUUUAGAAUUUUCGUAACACAAUUUUGAAAAUAUAAAGUAAUAAAUCACAUUAACAUGACGCAUAUUACCAACAAUUCUCCUUUUACCUGCCAAAGUAUAUCUAAACUUUUGCAAAUCUCAAGCAAAUAGAAUAGAACUAUCAACCUACAAAUUUUUCUCGCGUUCUGCGAAACUCUAAGUAGGUAUCAAUCAUAGAAUCCAUCACAAUUAAACCUUGCUGCACAUAUAACGAAGGAUUUGAAUUUCAUUUAUAUUUCAAACAAAAAUGAUUUUUAUUGUAACUUAUUUCUCAUAUUUUUUAAAAAGUUAUAGUAUCGAUCUAAACAUAUCCAACUGUAAAAACUGCUUUUAGAAUAACGUCUAAAUUUCUGUUUAAAUACGAUUAAUUAAAAAAAAAUAUGUUAAAUGUUUAAUUAAAAAUAUAUCCGGAAAACGACUAAAAAGUAAAAUUAUUUUCCUCUCAUAAAUA